AUGGAACAACAACAAGAUGACUUCUCAAACGUCUCGUGGAGCGAGCACGUCCAUGAUCAACAGACUCGCGCGGUACCGCCCGCUGAGGAACCUGGGCAUGAUAUGAAUGCGCCUGGUACUGGUCUUGAAAGAGAUGCUCCGUCUUUGGGCAAUGAGAAGCUGGAGUGUACUGUUGAUACGCCUAUUAAGGAAAAUGAUGGCACCAAGGAUGCCUUUGUCUCCUACCUCAUCACCACAAACUCUACCUUCUCCUCCUUCGCACGCUCAACUACCACCGUCCGCCGUCGCUUCACAGACUUUGUCUUCCUCUACAAACAGCUCACCAAAGAAUACCCCGCCGCCGCCGUCCCUCCUCUGCCCGAUAAGCAGCGCAUGGAGUACGUCCGCGGCGAUCGCUUCGGCUCUGAUUUUACCGCUCGCCGCGCCCACUCUCUCCAGCGCUUCCUGAUCCGUCUGUCCCUGCACCCUACGCUCCGCCGUGCCCCGAUCUUGCACACUUUCCUCGAAAGCCCUGACUGGAACGCUACCAUGCGCACUCGUGGUUCGCGCGUGAGCUCUGCUAGCGAUCCUGGAUCUGCGGGUGUAUUUGAUAACUUUGCGGAUACCUUUAUCAAUGCUUUUACCAAGCUGCAUCGUCCGGAUCGUCGCUUUUUGGAGGUCAAGGAGAAGAGUGAUAAGCUUGAUGAUGACCUUGGACAUAUUGAAAAGGUUAUCGCUCGGGUCGCUCGGCGUGAGACAGAUUUGGAGGUGGAUUUGCGAGACCUGGCAGAGCAGUUCCAAAAGCUCAUCCCUCUUGAGCCCCACGUUGAGCCUGCGGUCCACGGCUUCUCUGCAUCCAUCGAGGACACAGCGAGUCACCUGCGAAAAUUAAAGGACAUUACCGACCAAGACUACCUCGGAUCUCUACGAGACAUGCAAGCCUACUCCAUCGCCCUCAAGAACCUUCUCAAGGCCCGCGAGCAAAAGCAGCUCGACUACGAACAACUUACCGAAUACCUCAACAAGUCAACAACAGAGCGCGACACCCUUCAAUCCGGCCACGGCGGCGGUUCCGGUGCAGGAAGCUUCCUCCGCGCCAAGAUCGAAGACGUCCGCGGCGUAGACCACGAGCAAGCCCGCCGCGAACGCACCCGCAAGCUAGAACUCCGCGUCGAAGAGCUGACCCACGAGGUCGAAAGCGCACGCAAGACGAGCGACAUGUUCGAUGACGAAGUAGUCAAGGAAGUAGCCGAUUUUGAGCGCAUCAAGAGGAUCGAGAUGAAGUCGCAGCUGGGUGGGCUUGCGGAUGCGCAUAUUGAGUUUUAUGGCGAGGUGGCGAGCAUCUGGGAGAGAUAUGUAGAGGAGAUGGAGAAGGAGGGUAUUACGAGCGCUUAG
Molecule: messenger RNA, 1374 nt
Organism: Fusarium coffeatum
Lineage: Eukaryota; Fungi; Ascomycota; Sordariomycetes; Hypocreales; Nectriaceae
Exons: 2
Coding region: 1-1374 (457 amino acids)
Biological process (GO): autophagy; cytoplasm to vacuole targeting by the Cvt pathway
Cellular component (GO): phagophore assembly site
Molecular function (GO): phosphatidylinositol binding
Source: RefSeq, a predicted model, not a curated record